This is a messenger RNA of Podospora bellae-mahoneyi, 2215 nucleotides long. RefSeq lists its product as uncharacterized. The record is from RefSeq and is a predicted model, not a curated record. The coding region runs from base 167 to 2215 and encodes 682 amino acids. Lineage: Eukaryota; Fungi; Ascomycota; Sordariomycetes; Sordariales; Podosporaceae. Gene Ontology annotation, biological process: proteolysis. Gene Ontology annotation, cellular component: fungal-type vacuole. Gene Ontology annotation, molecular function: aspartic-type endopeptidase activity. The transcript is spliced from 9 exons.
AGCUUGCUGGUCAUUGUCAGUGCUGGCUGAGCAGGCAGUACCUUAGCUACCUGCCGCCCCCGAGAAUCGCUGUUUGUCUUCUCCAUGAUUUUCAUCAGGUCAUCUUGCCUUUCAUGCUUUCCUUCAACUCUGGUAGUUGUUAUACCAUCUUACCACUUUCCUAGCCAUGGCCACCUAUGUCACUGAGCAGAGUACAACUGCGAUUGGGGUUCUUUUCCCCACGUUAGCGAUAAUAUUGCUAGGUAUUCGUACCUAUGGGCUUUUUCGGCAUUACUCUCGACGUGAUAUCGGUAUCGAUGAUGUCCUGAUUGUACCGGCGGCGUUUCUCACGGUUACAUCUGGCGUUGCGAUGGCGAUAGGGGCACAAAUGCACAUCAUCGGUGGCCAUUCCCUUGACGGCUCAUGGGGGCCUGAAGAUAACGUCAAGCUUGGAAAGUUCGAGUACGCCUUCUGGAUGGGCCAUAUCCUCGCCAUCGGCUUCAUCAAACUCACCCUGCUCUUCUUCUUCCGGGGUUUGUUUAAGGGCAGGGCCGAACGAACAGCAUUCGACUACUCAAACUGGACACUCAUUGCCCUUGUAAUACUCUGGACAGUCUUGUUUCUCUUUCUCGAGAUAUUUGCCUGCGGGCUAAGGCCAGAGUCCGGAUGGGAAAGCUUCGAGUCUUUGAGAACCAAGUGCAUGGACACCUUCGGCAUGCUAACCGGUUGUUCCGUCUUUAGCUGGGUGCUGGACCUGGCUAUCUUUAUCGAGCCGUUGAUCAUGAUCCGGACGCUGAACAUGAGUCUAAAGCGGAAAGUGCAGGCGUCGAUUGUUUUUCUUUUCAGUGGCUUUGCCGUGAUUGCUGGACUCUUGCGGAUGAUUCCCUGGAUUCAGAUCUACAUGCAAGAUGUCAGGAAUCCCACCAUCAGAAUCCUUGCUGACGAUUUGCCGGUGACUGAUCAAGAAGAUACUGUCACGUCCAAUGUCAUCCCCAUGCGCAAGCACAUUGUGCCUUCUUCCGAACACCGCUCCAGUGUCGUGAAACCCGUCUACCGCAGGACAGCAGACGUGAACCACCCGGCCAACUUGACCAACGUGCACGAUGUCUAUUACAUCGUCGAUAUCGUUGUUGGGAACCAGACUCUCGCUGUCAGUGUUGACACAGGAUCAAGCGACACAUGGUUUGUGUCGGACUAUUUUGAGUGCGUCAGGUUCUGGUGGCAGGGUCCAGAAUAUAAACCAAACUGUGGACUAGCAGACGGCUUUACGGGCAACCUGUCAGGCGGAGUCCUGGACAACCCACCAUUUGUCCGAUCCUACAUGGAUACCACGUUUGUGUCGGGCUAUUACGGGUUCGAAGAUGUCACUGUUGGAUCAAUCACAGCCAAAAACCAACGCGUUGGAGUCGUCAAUUACACGUUUUGGGCGGGCGAUGGCCUUACCUCGGGUCUUUUGGGGCUGGGGUAUCCCUUCAUGACGAGCCUGGACGGGGCAGAGCAAAACCAGGCACCAUAUGACCCCGUUUUCACGACCAUGUGGAAGAACAAGCUGAUUGAUCCUCUGUUCAGCAUUGCGCUCUCCAGGGAGAGUGGGGACCAGGGCGAGCCGGAUGGGGAGGUCAGGACGCCAGAAGGGUCCUACUUGGCACUAGGUGGUCUGCCGCCCGUGGAGGUGGAUGAGGAGAGCUGGGCGAGGACAAAGAUUCACGGUGUUGACGCUAUCCCCGAGUGGAUGUUUGAGCAAUCAGACCUGGGUUUAUAUAUUAUUAAGCCCGACUCGUGGGUGUACGGACGCGAAUCGGAGAAUGCCACGCCGGCUGAGGCAGAUCAGGGCGCUGUCACGACACAUGGGCUGACGACAAACACUACCCAGUUUCCCGUUCUGAUUGACGUGGGGGCUACACUCAGCUUGCUUCCUAAGGGUCUGGUUCAGAAGCUGUACGCGGCGUUUGAUCCUCCCGCCAAAUACCUGAGCACCAACGGCCUGUUCUUUGCCCUGUGCAAUGCCACCAUCCCCAAAUUCGGUGUCAACAUUGGCGAAAACACUUUCUACUUUGCGCCUGAGGACCUGCUGCGUCAGACGGCUCGUGAUCCAUCUGGGGAAUAUUGUCGAAUUGGGGUCACGGACGUGAAUGGGGGCCCCUAUGUCUUGGGCGUGUCAUUCUUGUCGAGCGUGGUCGCCGUUUUUGACAUUGAAAAUACCGAGAUGAGGUUUGCUUCAAGGACAAAGUAUUGA